GUGAGGUGACGGUAGCGGUGACGGUAACAGUGAUGGUAACGGUGACGGUAACAGUGAUGGUAACGGUGACGGGAACAGUGAUUGUAACGGUGACGGUAACGGUAACGGUGACGGUAACGGUAACGGUGACGGUAACGGUAACGGUGACGGUGGCGGUGGCGGUGACGGUGAUGGUGACGGUGAUGAGGGUGAGGGUGGAAAGUCUUAGUGGAAGGAGUCCAAGAGAUGGUGGAAGUCAAGGUUGUGGUCAUGGUGAGUCAUUGGUGACUAUGGUGGUGAUGACAAUGAGCUAUGGUGAUGGUGGUGCUGAUGGCGGUGGUGAUGAUGAGGUGGCGGUGAUGAUGACGGUGGUGAUGGAGGUGAUGGUGGUGAUGGUGGUGAUGGAGGUGAUGGUAGUGAUGGUAGUGAUGGUAGUGAUGGUAGAGAUGGUGUUGAUUGCAUGGAGUGGUGAUGGUGGUGCUGAUGGUGGUGGUGAUAGUGGUGAUGAUGGGGGAGCAAGCAGUGAUGAGGAGAGGAGACCAGCAAAGUGGUUUUGGAAACCGUAACCUUUUUCUUGUUCUUUUUAACUUAUUUCGCAAGGGUUGGCCAGGAUUUCAACUUCUGCAAGUGGAAGAACUGUGAGUGGAAGGGUGGUAGGCGGAGGUAGACAAGACGAGGGAGAUUGUCUUGAAGGGUGAAUGAGCGUGAACAUAAAAGGGCAGCCUACGAAGAGGAAGAGGAGGAGGGAGAGGAGGAAAACAACGACGAGGACAAGGAGGAGGAGGAGGAGGAGGAGGAGAGAGAGAGAGAGAGAACCCUCUUGCAUUUGUGAUUAAGCAUUUUGAAGU
Messenger RNA from Chara braunii, 827 nucleotides. The record is from the annotation of a GenBank genome assembly. Lineage: Eukaryota; Viridiplantae; Streptophyta; Charophyceae; Charales; Characeae.